AUGACAACCAUGUCUCCUCCAAUCUCCCCGCAACCCUCCGAGACCCGCCCGAGGGCUGGGACAGCCAUGAGCUUUUCUUCCCAGCGUUCCCGUCGCAGUAACUCUUCAACCGGCAAGAUUGACUUGACCGAGACUUCGCGGGACAAGAAGAGGUUGAAUACGAAGGCUGAUCCCUCAAGAGCCAUAACUGAGGCUACUCCAGUGGAACAAGCACAGGAAGCAUCGACAGUCGACGAUUUGCGGACGAUGUUGCACAAGGACAGCGAGGGCAAUGUCAUCACUGACCCUGACCGUUCCAACCCUACCCGUCACCGCCUGGAGCGCCCUCUUGACACCAUUCGUGCAUUCAAUGCUGCUGCGGAGGGAACCACCUCGCGUCGUGCGUCCAUGAAUAGCAGGCCAGGUUCCCAGGUUGGCUGGAAUGGCGACAUGAGCCGCAGAACAAGCUACUACUCAAACAAUGGCUAUUCUCCACAACGUCCACGAAUGUCACCCGGUGGUGGUUACUAUCGCAAUUCGUCAUACGGGUUUGGUCCACAGAGUGCCGUGGAAGAAUCUCCAGGAUCGUCUCAAAUGUUUGCCAGACCACCUAUGCGUCAACAAACCUACCCGUACCCUGGCGCUCCGAAUGGGUACCCGAAUGGUCAUCAAAAUGGAUACCAGAACGGAGAGAGUCCCAUGUCUUUCCACUCGUACCACCAGUCCUACGAGACCAUGACCUCCGGCUCAGAAGAGUAUGGCAAAUCCACCAACCCCAGCUCCCAGAACAGCUCCUUUGAUCAGCUUCAUCAACUCCGCAUCAAGCCCGAAGACUUCUCUCCAGAGAACCCAUACGCAACCGAGAUCAAAUUCAACCAGGCUCCUCCUCCAAAGCCACUCACAUCGUAUGUUAUGAGUGAUGGCCCUUACGGUCAAGAUGCCUCUUCUCCGGCAGGCCCAACCAAUGGAUUUACUCCUCCGGCUGCAAACAAUCCCCAACGACCAAUCCCGCUUAACUCCUCUCCGACAGAGAUGACGUCCCCGACCAACACUACCUCCCCGAAAAAGCAAAGCUGGAUCAAACGGAGGUUCAGCAGACGAGAUAAUUGA
This is a messenger RNA of Fonsecaea multimorphosa CBS 102226, 1089 nucleotides long. RefSeq lists its product as uncharacterized. The transcript is spliced from 4 exons. NCBI's taxonomy places the organism in Eukaryota, Fungi, Ascomycota, Eurotiomycetes, Chaetothyriales, Herpotrichiellaceae. The record is from RefSeq and is a predicted model, not a curated record. The coding region runs from base 1 to 1089 and encodes 362 amino acids.